Magallana angulata is the source of this 4373-nucleotide messenger RNA. RefSeq names its product toll-like receptor 3. The record is from RefSeq and is a predicted model, not a curated record. The coding region runs from base 1385 to 3550 and encodes 721 amino acids. The transcript has 2 exons. Gene Ontology annotation, molecular function: transmembrane signaling receptor activity; protein binding. Gene Ontology annotation, biological process: immune response; toll-like receptor signaling pathway; inflammatory response. NCBI's taxonomy places the organism in Eukaryota, Metazoa, Mollusca, Bivalvia, Ostreida, Ostreidae. Gene Ontology annotation, cellular component: membrane.
UGAUUGGUCAGAGGACUGGAUAUUUAUAGAAGACCGAUCCCGAUGACAAUGCGCGAUACCGGAGAUGCAGGGGCCUACACAUUAACAAAGUAAUUUGUCCAAAGUAUUUUUGUGUGAUUUUUUAUUAGAGACCUCUGUUUAGUAAGACAAUUAAGCAGAAUAUUGUAAAUGACAAAGAAUCAUUUUGAAAUUAUUUUCUCAUUUAUAGAAAAAAAAAUAUUGCACUCAUUUGAAUCAGAGACAUAAAUAAUUUAUAGGUUAUUUCAGAGAAUGUGACUCUGGUUAUUUAUGUCUCUAUUUGAAUGAUAUGAUAAAUAUUAAUAAGUAGUACUCAAUAUCUAAGAUAUCGCCUAAAAGAUCCUGACUGGGACACGUCAGAUCAGGGUUCCAUGCGUGUCAGGGUUUCAAGUUUUCUGAAGAACUCACGAACAUCCAGUCUUGAGACAGGAGUUUUAACUGUUUAAUAAUUUACUUAAAUAGGAACAUGAGAACGAGGCGAUAUCUUAAAUUAAUGUUAAGUGUAAGAUGAUCAUGUCUAUUUCAGAUCAAAUAAUGCACAGACUUGUAGAACGCCCGUGAGGUCGUGGUGGUGGUGGUGGGGAGGGGGGGGGGCACUCAUACUUUUAGGUAAAAAAUGAACUUUAUACAGCAAGUUUAUAAAACAAUUAAGUCUUUUGUUAACGUGCAUUCUCUUCACUCUUGUCUGCUUACCAUACUGACUUUAAUUAAAACUAAUUAGUGUACCUUUCUCAGAAUUAAAGAUGCUUACAAACGCUUUAUGCCUAUACGCUUCUCAAUUUAAGAACUGAUGUUUCGGACCUGUAGUGCUUUCAGUUUGUCUCGCCGUAACCAUGUUUUGACUGGUGAAUGUGAAGGAGGAAGAAAUGAAGACGCGCCAUUGGUUCAUAUAUUUGUCCAAGUGUUCUGGUUGGCGCACUAUGACGGGGAAAUAUUCCCACUUACCCUAUAAUGAUGUGCGUGAAGGCCCUACAUGCGGAAGACUUAACUAAUCAUUGGUCGAUUUAGCUCAGCAAUGGUGAGAGAAAAACAAUUAUAAUGAUCACCAAAACAUCAUAAUCAGCACCCUCUUAAUCAUUAUAUAAAGAGAUAUGAUCAAACAGAUUGAGUCAUUUAUAAUGCAUGUACUUGUAAUUCAAUAUACACGAUGAAAUGCCGUCUAUUUCUAUACUAGUAUUUGGUCGGAAAUAGUUUCAUCACUUGACAACUGUAUCAGAACCUUCGAACAAAAUAAAAAGGAUAUGCGGAACUAAAUUACAAAGCAGGAUUUCAUUGUAGUGGUACAAAGUCUGACAUUGUAAUAUAAUUUGCGCCGAGUUUUUGACUGUAAAUAUGGUGGAACUGUAGCAUUUCUGAAAUCGCCAAAAUGACAAUUGCCCGGAUUUCAUUCUUUGUUUUGAUGUUGGCACUGGGAAGUGUAACGACGAAACAAUGUGGGCCAUCUGUAAAACCACCCUAUGGGUGCAGGUGCAUGAAAUAUAGUAAACUUUAUGUUACGAUAAGAUGUAAAAAUCAGGGGGACAAGACACCAUUUAGUACAAUUCCCCACAUGCCAAAUAACACGGACCAAUUAAUCAUUGAAGGUUUCCGGUUUGCAAAUCUUACCAAAGACAUUUUCAAAAAUUUAACGAGUCUUUCUUCAUUGCAUAGACUAUCUUUACGGGAUAACAACAUUAUCAACAUUUCCCGUGAUGCUUUAUCCGAAUUGAAACAUUUACAAGGAUUAGAGAUCAGCUAUGAAAUCCAAGUGAGUAGGAGAGAAAUAUCAGAGAUGCUUUCUAAUAUCUCGGGUAAUCUCAGUUCCUUGAAAUUCUCCCACAAUGCCUGGGACGAACCGCCCAAAUUCUUCGGACUUAGGGAUGCACCUAUUCAGGAAUUGACCCUAUCUAACAAUUACUUCCGAUUCUUGGAUGGUCACUGGAUUACCGAUUUGACGAAACUCAAAAAGUUAGACGUAUCAUUCAAUGGAAUAACAGACAUUCGUAAUUUAUCUGGACUUGAAAAUAUCACCAACUUGUUUUUGAAAGGAAAUUGGUUCAAAGAAUUUCCAAAGUUUUGUAACUUUACCCUUCAAAAAUUAACCAGCCUCCACUUUCAAUAUAACAAACUAACCGAAUUUGAACCUACCUAUUUUCAAUGUCUUCCAAAUUUGCAAGCCUUGAAUUUAAAUGGGCAUGCAAUAAGAAAGUUGUAUAACAAUACAUUUUCCAACCUGACGUCAUUGAGUCAACUUAGGAUACAGCGGUUGGCUGGACAACUUUUCCACAUUGAACCAGAGGCGUUUAAAAGCAACUCCCUCAAAAAGCUAAUUUUCACAAACAAUGGAUUUUUCUUUCGGAAUUCGUCUAAAGAACCCUCCUUCGAAAUUUUCAAAUACUGCCCAAACUUGACAGAUUUGAACAUUUCAUCAAACAAUCUUGAUUUAAAGGAAAACGAGUUCAUAACGAUGAUCAAACCGCUAAAUAAGCUUCAAAACCUUGGAAUCAGAACCACUGGUUUGGCCUACCUUCCUAGAAAUUUGACACGUCAUUUGCCGAUGUUAACAAAACUCGACGCUUCGGACAACUAUUUAAACGGAUCAUGGGACGGGAAUUCUGUAUUUGGAAACAUCCCAUCUUUGCAAUAUCUGGAUUUGUCGGACAACAACAUCGAAAGAAUCACUGAACAUAAUUUUCCACUAACUCUAUUGAAUGGAAUAAAAGACAACGGGUUAGAUCUUAGCUAUAAUAAAUUCUCUUGCAAUUGCGAUGACGCGCUAUGGUUUUACAAUUGGAUGCAUGCCAAUAAGAAAAAGUUAGCGCAUAUUGGAAAUAUAACAUGUCGACCAAAUCUUCCUCUUCAUACGAGCACGAGAAAUUUGUUCUAUCUUACCAUAAAAGAACUGUGUCCAAUGAAUCCUGCUGUGUUCAUUGCUAUCGUAAGUUCAGGUACCGCCUUACUGGUGAUUUUUAUCACGUUGGGAACGUUAUACAAGCUUCGCUGGCAUAUACGUCACUGGCUUUACGUCAUAAAAUAUAAAAACAAGGGGUACGAAAUCAUACCGGACGACCCCGAUUUUAAAUAUGAUGUAUUUUUAGUUUAUGCCGAUGAGGAUACUAAGUUUAUUUUUGACAUUGUUGUGCCAUAUUUGGAAGGAAAAGGCUACAGUUUGUGUGUGAGAUGUCGGGACUUUGAGAUAGGAAAGUUGUAUUGUGACAACAUAGUUGACAACAUGAAUCUCAGCAGACGUAUUCUAUUGAUUCUGUCUAACAAUUUUGCCAAAAGCAAAUGGUGUGAAUUUCAAAUGAAUUUUGCAUAUAACAGGUGCUUGGAUGAAAAAAUAAACAACAUAAUUGUGGCAGUUUGGGAAGAAAUAAGCUACAAGUAUUUAUCGAACACUCUCAAAGUCUUGCUGACGUCAUACGACUAUGCUCUUUGGUCGAAGUCCGAUGCGACUGGACGAAGUUUGUUUUGGGGGAAAAUUUUGCGGAAAUUACAAUUUCAAUCUGACGACACCGAGUGCGCUAAUGGUCUGCUCGGUGUUCUCCAAUAGGAACAUAGAACAAAACCUAUUUACAAGUGCUUUCAAAUGUCUGCGUAAUUCUCUGUCCUAAAACAUCUGUGGUUACAAACUGUAUGUUGUACCUAUUCGUAUCUCAUGCCCACACCCAUCAUUUAAUUUCCAGAGAGAGCGAACAAGAUGUGAUUUUUAAAAAUGGCAAAAUCUGUCAUUAUUUUUCUAGCGCACAUGUAACAUAGUCAUGCCUAACUAUUUUUUAAAAAUAAAUCCUACCAAAUAUAAGAAGGGGGAGGAGUGCUCGGGUCGGAUACCUCUAUGUAUUUUUCUUAAUGUUGUUUAUUUCGACAUUUGAUUACAUUAUCCAUCAGAAGUGUGUAACUUUUUUUUCAAGAAAUAUUAUGGCACCGGCUUUUAAAGACACAUAAAUAGUAUAGACUUUUAGGUACUUCUUUAUUUACAUCCGCGGGUCGUAAAACAAUUGGGUAAAAAGUUGUUGUUGUUGUGUUGUCUGUACGUUUUGGAUAGAAAUCAUAGAUCUAAAUAAUGGACAUAUCUACUAUGUUUCUUGUAACAAAUCAUAUGACUUGUGAUUAUUUUUACUCUAUACGUGGAAGGUUGUGAUUUUGCAAAGACUAAAGAAUCGUAAAGUGUAUAAUUAUAUAAAUAGUACCGCUAUAUAGAAAAUAGCUGCAGUAAUUUCCUAUACCUGUAAGUAAACGAUUUGUUAAUACAUGUACUUCAAUUAUGCUAAAAAAAACCAGUGCAAACAUUUUCUUGCAUAAAAAUAUCGCAAGCUUUCAAGCUAUCUUGUUUGUGUGAUUUUUUUGGUUGAAUGGAGUGGUUGUUUGUUUUCGUU